AUGAAGUUUGCUCUUGCUGCGGCGGCCCUUUUGGGGACCGCGUUGGCGGAUGUUGACCCCAUUGUCAUCAAGGGCUCGAAAUUCUUCUACUCGAGUAACAAUACUCAAUUCUACAUCCGCGGCGUCGCCUACCAACAGGACUACUCCACCAACGGCACAACCUCCUCCUCCUCCAGUAGCAGCACAAGCUACAAAGACCCGUUGGCCGACAGCACAUCCUGCACACGCGACGUGCCCAUCCUGCAAGCCCUAAACACAAACACCAUCCGCGUCUACGCCGUCGACCCCACAGCCGACCACUCCACCUGCAUGAGCCUCCUCGCCGACGCCGGGAUCUACGUCAUCGCGGACCUCUCGGACCCGACGGAGUCGAUUAAUCGCGAUGAUCCGCGCUGGGAGACGGCCCUCUACACGCGGUACACGGGUGUGAUUGACGCCCUGGCGAACUAUACGAAUACGCUGGGGUUCUUUGCGGGCAAUGAGGUGAGUAAUACGGUUGAUACGACGGAUGCGAGUGCGUUUGUCAAGGCUGCGGUUCGGGAUAUGAAAUCGUACAUCAAGAGCAAAUCCUAUCGGUCCGGAUUGGGAGUCGGGUACGCGACGAAUGACGACAAGGAUAUCCGCGUCAACAUGGCGGAUUACUUCAACUGCCAGGAGGAAGACGAGGGGAUUGACUUUUGGGGGUAUAAUGUGUACUCGUGGUGCGGGGACAGCUCGUACAAGGCGAGCGGGUACGAGGACCGCACGGAGGAGUUUCGAAAUUAUAGCGUCCCCGUCUUCUUUGCCGAGUAUGGCUGCAAUGAUGUGCAGCCAAGGACGUUUACGGAGAUUGAGACGCUCUUUGGGGAUACGAUGGCGGAGGUUUGGUCUGGGGGCAUUGUUUAUAUGUAUUUCCAGGAGGAUAAUGAUUAUGGCCUGGUCUCCGUCGUCGACAGCACAAGUGUGUCCACAAUGGCCGACUACAAGUACUACUCCAGCCAAAUAAACGCCGUCUCCCCCUCCGGCACAAACAAAGCCUCCUACACACCCACAAACACCGCGCUCCAAACCUGCCCGUCCGUGAGCGCCGGCACCUGGCUCGCAAAAGCCUCGCCCCUCCCGCCAACCCCCAACACCUCGCUGUGCUCCUGCAUGGACGCCUCAAACGCAUGCGUCGUCGACUCCUCCGUCUCGUCGUCCGACUACGCUGACCUCUUCUCCGUCGUCUGCGGACUGACGGAUUGCACGGGGGUUACGGCAAAUGCGACGACGGGGAACUAUGGCGCGUAUGGAAUGUGCAAGCCGAAGGAGCAGCUGAAUUGGGCGCUGAAUAAGUAUUAUUCGGAGCAGGGGGUUGCGUCGGCGUGUGAUUUUAGUGGGAGUGCGAUGACGACGAGUACGGCCUCUGCUACGGGGUCUUGUUCUUCGAUGUUGAGUGCGGUUGGCACUGAUGGCACGGGGACGGUUUCUGCGACGGGCACUGGGGCUAGUGCGUCUGCGACGGAGACGUCGGGGGCCGGCAGGGUUGUUGUUGGGGGUGCGCUUGCUGGACUGUUGAGUCUGCUUUGA
Messenger RNA from Aspergillus calidoustus, 1548 nucleotides. The record is from the annotation of a GenBank genome assembly. Lineage: Eukaryota; Fungi; Ascomycota; Eurotiomycetes; Eurotiales; Aspergillaceae.